Messenger RNA from Diplodia corticola, 645 nucleotides. RefSeq lists its product as uncharacterized. The record is from RefSeq and is a predicted model, not a curated record. The transcript has a single exon. NCBI's taxonomy places the organism in Eukaryota, Fungi, Ascomycota, Dothideomycetes, Botryosphaeriales, Botryosphaeriaceae. The coding region runs from base 1 to 645 and encodes 214 amino acids.
AUGCUCGCGCUCACGCUGCUGUCCGCAUUUCUGGCCGUCGGCCAUGCUCUGCCGCUGGCCGCUCGCGGCCUCACCAACGACAGCCUCGCUGCCGAUCUCAAGACCAUCGCCCCCACCACGGCGACCUGCGACGCCAGUGCCGAGUACGGCAAUGAGUGCCGCACCAACGUCCAGGCGGCGGCGCCCAUUCUCAACUCGUUCAGCAAGUACGGCAUCGACAACGUCAACGAGCGGGCGGCGGUGAUCGCGCUCAUGCUCUACGAGAGCGGCCAGUUCAAGUACAACUGGGGCCACUUCCUCAACGGCGCGGACCAGCACGAGCCGGGCAAGGGCACGCGCAACAUGCAGUCGGCGACGUUCAACGAGGAGUACGCGCGCACGCUUUUCUCGGCGGACGAGGUCGACAAGGCCAAGGCCAGCGCCAACGGAGCCGACGCCGUCCUCCAGCUGGUCAGCCCCGACAAGUACAGCUUCGCGUCGGCCGCGUGGUUUCUCAAGAACAAGUGCGACGCCACGCAGCGCACCGCUCUGCAGUCGGGAUCUCAGGAUGGGUUCCAGAGCUACGUCACUGACUGCAUUGGCGGCACCAUGGACCAGGACAGGAUCGACUGGUGGACCAAGGCCAAGGCCGCUUUGGCUGGCUGA